This is a messenger RNA of Poecilia latipinna (sailfin molly), 2211 nucleotides long. Its product is annotated as single-minded homolog 1-A-like. The record is from RefSeq and is a predicted model, not a curated record. Gene Ontology annotation, biological process: regulation of DNA-templated transcription. NCBI's taxonomy places the organism in Eukaryota, Metazoa, Chordata, Actinopteri, Cyprinodontiformes, Poeciliidae. The annotation marks the transcript as partial. The transcript has 3 exons. Gene Ontology annotation, molecular function: DNA binding; DNA-binding transcription factor activity.
UUAAUAAACAGCCAUGGUCCUGGGAAAUCUCUUUGUGUAGUUACUGACCAAAACAUUUGUGCUUUUUUUGUUAGGGAAGCAGAAUAUAAAGGUCUUCAGUUUUCUCUAGAUCAGGUUACAUCCAAGGCCUCCUUGCCGUUCGGCACCAAUAGUGUCACCAACAGCCUUCCAGAGAACUGCAAAACUCUCAAAAGCAGAGUGAUCCGGCUCAAGACCAAAUCUAGACUUUCACCAUACACUCAGUAUCCUAGCUUCAACACAGAGUCUGACCUAGACAGUCCAUGGGGAAGCAGUCCUCUCACAGACUCAGCUUUGCCUCAGCUGAGUGAACACAUGGAAGCCUCUUACGGCUACAGAAACUUAUCUGAUCCACAGAGUCUCUGCUGCAGUUUAUCUGAAGAGCAGCACCACACCACCAGUGAUAUCCACACACACAUCCACGCACACGGUCAAGGGCAGAGCUGUGAGAGGGGUCGAUGUAUUGCAGGUCGAUAUUUUCUUGGAGCUCCACCAACCAGCAGGGAUACAUGGUUCAGCACAGCCCGGUCCUUUAUACCGCUGAGUAAAAGGUACUUGGACAAUCAUGAUGGAUACAAUAGCAGUUUGGCAAGCAUCUCAGCAAUCCAGAGCAAGCAAGGCCAACCCCACUGGGAGGAAGACAGCAUAGUCAGCUCUCCAGGUGGAGGCUCAGUCAGUGACUCAGGAGGUCUGUAUCAAGCAGAUCACCACUCCUGCAGCCCAGAGGAGCCCAGUAAGAUUGAUACUCUGCUAAGGGCCACACAGCAGAUGAUCAAGGAAGAAGAGAAUCGAAUGCAGUUACGCAAGAGCUUUGAAAAUACACCUCCAGGCAUUGUCAAUGGGCUUCACAGAGGUGCUGCUUCAGGUUUUACUUCAGAGUACACUCAACGGUCCUUACAAACUAUGGUGUGCCGAAGUUUUAGCCAAGUAAUAAGCCCUGCUUCUAGUCCUACCCCUCUAUCCAGAUUUAGCAGUCCUAGUGCUGAGUGUUCGCACAGGCCCAAAGACUACCACCAGACUGACAUGAAUCCUCUUCCUUUGCAGUUACACAACCCAUUUGGUCGGUUGGGUGCCCACACAGCUUUACCUACACCAGCACCUGCACUCUACCCCUCUCACAGUCACCCACGAUCAUAUGUGGACAGACAUCCUUCAUAUUCCUUGACAGGCUACACUCUGGAGCACCUGUAUGACCCUGAGAACCUGCGGGGCUACUGUACCUCUGCUAGCACUGACCACUACAAUCACUUCCUUGUACCAGGAGAACAAAAUCCUGGACAUAAAGGGCAGUCAUUCAUUCUCACCAACAGUAGCAUUAGCUCCCACAAAGGGACUAGAGUCACAUAGCUUGUACAAGCUGGCUAUCUGGCAUGGGCCUGCUAUUUACAGUUUGCAUUCAUUUUGACUCUGCAAGGAAGCAACAAGUCAGGCAAUGACUAUAAAGGGAAUUAAUAUAUUUCUGAGUGUGUGAAAAAUAUUCACAAGAUGAAAUAACAAAAUCAUAGUAGAAUACCAGUGCCUGGAGUCUUAACAGAUAAUUUUAUUUCAUUCUGUCGUUGUGUCCUUGGGCAAUACACUUCACCCGCAUUGCCUGCUGGUGCUGGUCUGAGGUUCCGGUGGCAGCCUCACCAUUGUCAGACUGCCCCAAAGCAGCUGUGGCUACUAUCUAGUAGCUUGCCACCUCAGUGUGUGAAUGUGUGUGUGAGUGGAUGAAUGACUAAAUGUAGUGUGAAGCUCUUUGGAGUCCUCUGGAUUUGACAAGGCACUGUACAAGUACAAGCCAUUUACAAUUCCAUCCAAGUUUAUGUCUUUCAUUUUUUCUGUUUUAAGACCGAAAGAAAGGAUCAUCUGACCUGACUACAACACAUUGAUUAAGCCCACCCUAAAAUAUGACGAGCCAGUUAGAGAGUAUCUAACAGUAGUAGAGUCAAGGAGUUUUUCAUUCAGGUCAGCCUGUAUCAUUAUCAGAUUGGAUGAAGUAGCUGUUGGUGGGAAGUCAUCUAGGAACUGAAAAACUGCAAGUGUGUUAAUGAAAGAGCUAACUUCCUGCGCUGUGACAUUUCUAACAUUUGGGAAAAUAAAAUUGUAGUCUGGUUACUGUUCCUAUUUAUCCUGCAAGCAAUUCAUUUUAGAAAGUGUUCAUCUUGCAUGUGUGAUUUUCUUGUCAAACAGAUAAUGGUGUAAAAAAUCUGA